AAACAGAAAGAAGAAAGAAUCCACCCAAUGAAAUACGUUGAGACGUUCUUCCUGUUUGGUGAGUGAGCCCAGCUAUUGGGAAGUAAAACAUGGCUGAACCCAGUGAAGUUUCGACUUGAGGAAUUUGCAAUAGUUGGCAGUUUAAAACCAUGGCGGGCUCUGGAAAACAAAUGCGACUGAAAUGUGUGGAAGACGUCAACAAAAUCAAAGACUUCCCCGAAGCACUGAUGAUAAUGAGGGAUCUGGGCAUCUCCGGAGCAGGUCUGAAGAACUUGGAUGAAGCGAAAAAGAACAUUGCUGGUUGGUACAAUGCACACGGGGACAACGCUAAGUCUACCUAUGUCAAAAAGGACCAGGACGCCCUCAAGGAGGCCCUGAACGAGGAUAAAAGGAACAGAGCCUCCUUACUGAAGGUUUUCGAACAGGCAGAAGCCAACUUUAAGGAACUUCCUGAGAAAUUCGUUCACGAUCUGGACCAAGUCUUCCCAGGAUUCCAAGCUGAUCUCAAACGGAAGUCCCAAGAGCUACAGAAGAGUGACUGUGCCAUCCUCUUUGCAGGUGAGACGGGUUCAGGUAAGAGCAGUCUGGUGAAUCUGUUGUCAGGGGCGAACCUCCUGCCUACAGCUGGUCUCCAGUGCACUGCGACCAUGUGCGAACUGAGGAAGUCCCCCAAGAAAUACGCCGUCAUUCACUUCCGAGAGCGCAAGAAGUCCACGCCGAAGAUUCUCGACUGCGGCCCCGUCGAGGGCGAGUUUAUCAAGAAGCUCCACCAGUACAUCACGUUUAUUGACGAGGAGACCGAGGAGAGCCCGUAUGACAGAGUGGAAAUCUUCUGGCCUUUUCCUAGUUUGGAGGAAUGCGUUGUGUUUGUGGACAGCCCCGGCGUAGGUCAGAGCCAACACGUGUUCAAGCAGAUAGAAAAAUACAUGACCAAAGCAUUCGGCUUCAUCUACGUCAUCAACCCCGGCAGCAUUCACAGGGACAGGCUCGGCUACCUUCUUCGCAUGGCGGUACAGCAAAGCGACUUCGAUCCAUCGACCACGAUCUUCGUGAACAACAAGUGGGACCAGGUGCCCCCUAGGGAGCAGGAAGACGUCUUUAAAUACACCCUGGAGAAGCUGAACGGCUGCAUCCCUGGAACCAAACCCUCGCAGAUAUACCCGCUCUCCACCAAAGAGGCCGUGAAAACUAUCGAUUUUGGCGGUAUUACGAAGGAGCACGUGGAGUUGGUGAAAGGAAUCAGAGGAGUUCUGCCCAUCACCUUCCACUCGAAACUCUGCACUUACUACAGGUGGAUGGCGUCCAUUCUAAAACGGUUGCUGUGUUCGUUGAAGAUCUCGCGCACGCUGUCGGCGAAGAGCAAGGAGGAGAAGGAGAAGACGUUCCAGCACAUCCAUUCUCAGAUCGGGACCCUGGAGGAGAAGGCGGAAUACCGGAUCUUCACGAUGCGCAACGACCUGAAGCACGCCAUCGAGGACAUCGUGUCGACCAUCCUGAAGAUGAUCCAGCAGCCCGACUACAAGAGGCGGCUGAUGGCCUGGGACUCCUCCAUGUGUCCGGCUCCAGACAGCACCAAGAAGGUAUUGAACGACGCCAGCUCCAAGCUCACCGAGCGGCUCGCCCACGUCGUCGACAUCUGGGAGCACGACAACGACGUCGUGUCCGGCGUCAAGUCUAGGGUGCUGAAGACCUUCAACAAGGAGCUGGAGCUGUUCGAGGAUCAGAUUAAGAAGAUUGAAGGGGUAUUAUUUGGAGAUGACGGCAAAGCACUUCUCGAUCUGCACAAGUCCAUGAGGCGCCGGACACCGGUCAAACCAGCCUUGGCGAAAGGAAAGAAGAAGGACGGCAAGGACGACGGCUUCCUCAGCAUGGGCAACGCCGUGGCCGCUGCCGCCUCGCUGGACGUGAAGAACAGCAAAUACAAGACCUUGUUCAAGUCGUACGACAAGUCCAACGCGCCGUCAAUGAUGAUGGCGGCCAUGGAUCUCUUCCUCAAGGAUUUGAACAGAGAUGCCAUGGCAGACAAGCUGAACAAAUUCUUCGAGAGAUUUUCCAAAAAUAUUGACCAGGUGGGCAAAAUAAUCCCAGAGUUCCUCAAAGCUGACAGAAAACUGAUGCAGGCGAUCAACCAAGACCUGCGCGCUGACGAAAGCAUGCUGAAGGACCUCUACCCUGCGCUGAUCACCCGAAUAGACUCUCUCCAGGGUCGUCUGGACAUCGUGUUCGCCAAGCAGCUCAUGAGAUUCGACUUCAACUACUCCCAGUUCAAGUAUGACACGAAGAACCCAGUGGGAGUGGGCAGCUUUGCGUCGGUGUUUGUGUCCAAUAUCCAGACGCAAGGAGGAAGUAUUCCAGUCGCUCUAAAGAUCUGCCGGGAACCUCUGCGCGAGUCGAACGUCAACGAUGUUCUACUGGAGGAUAGAAUGCUUAGAGACUUGCGACACACGAAUUUCAUCCGAUACUACGGCGCAUCACACCACACAGUUGGAUCGGACAUGCGAUGGAUCAUGGUUUUGGAAUUCUGUCCUUCGACUCUAAAACAGAGAUUUGUUGGCGAAGACGUGAAGAGUCCGGCAAAGCAAGGACAGUUCGUCUCGCUGCAGCUUGACUCGAUGAAGAAAGUGGCCUCGUUUGCCGAACAGGUGUGCUGUGGUCUGCAGUACCUACACAACAAAGGCCUCGUUCAUCGAGACAUGAAGUUAGAAAAUAUUUUGCUUACAGGCGAUGACGUCGUCAAACUCACUGACGUAGGUCUAGCGAAGAGGGCGAUAGACAUCGCGGGGACCCUGGCGGGGACCCCCGUGUACAUGGCGCCGGAGAUCCUGCUUCAGAAAGGAAGGUACGACUUCAAGGCCGACAUCUACAGCAUGGCCGUCAUCCUGUGGGAGAUGUGGUACGGGGUGGACGCCGCCGACCACCUCCAGGGGCAGCUGUUCGGGACAUUCGAGAGCGCCAUCAGCACUGGCUUGAGACCCUCUCUGACCAUGAACGACAAGCCGCCAGCCGAUUGGGUGAAUUUUAUCAAGGUGUCGUGGAGCCUCGACCCCAAUGAUCGACCCGACGUUGACCAGAUGUUGACCUUCUUCCGCACGUUCCUCAAACAGACGUCGAACUGCUCCAGUAAAAGGGGAUGGGGGACAUUUGUAGAUCCUCUCCGACAACCAGGGGGCGCUCCUGAUUUGGGUCCAUAUAAAAAAUGCUUGCAAUGGGUCAAAAAACCAGAUCGAGGACAUUCUCGUCAGCCUUCGUCUGACAGUGUUCAGUUUAUAUGUUGUGAUACAAACAGAAUCCAGAUUGAGGACAUUCUCGUCAGCCUUCGUCUGACAGUGUUCAGUUUAUAUGUUAAAACAGAUCGAGGACAUUCUCGUCAGCCUUCGUCUGACAGUGUUCAGUUUAUAUGUUGUGAUACAAACAGAAAACAGAUCGAGGACAUUCUCGCCAGCCUUCGUCUGACAGUGAAACCAGAUCGAGGACAUUCUCGUCAGCCUUCGUCUGACAGUGUUCAGUUUAUAUGUUGUGAUACAAACAGAAUCCAGAUCGAGGACAUUCUCGUCAGCCUUCGUCUGACAGUGUUCAGUUUAUAUGUUGUGAUACAAACAGAAACCAGAUCGAGGACAUUCUCGUCAGCCUUCGUCUCACAGUGUUCAAAACCAGAUGGAGGACAUUCUCGCCAGCCUUCGUCUGACAGUGUUCAGUUUAUAUGUUGUGAUGCAAACAGAAACCAGAUCGAGGACAUUCUCGUCAGCCUUCGUCUGACAGUGUUCAGUUUAUAUGUUAAACCAGAUGGAGGACAUUCUCGCCAGCCUUCGUCUGACAGUGUUCAGUUUAUAUGUUGUGAUGCAAACAGAAACCAGAUCGAGGACAUUCUCGUCAGCCUUCGUCUGACAGUGUUCAGUUUAUAUGUUGUGAUACAAACUGACUGUGUUCAGUUUAUAUGUUGUGAUACAAACAGAAACCAGAUCGAGGACAGAAACCAGAUCGAGGACAUUCUCGUCAGCCUUCGUCUGACAAUGUUCAGUUUAUAUGUUUUGAUACAAACAGAAACCAGAUCGAGGACAUUCUCGUCAGCCUUCGUCUACAGUGUUCAGUUUAUAUGUUGUGAUACCAACAGAAACCAGAUCGAGGAGAUUCUCGUCAGCCUUCGUCUGACAGUGUUCAGUUUAUAUGUUGUGAUACCAACAGAAACCAGAUCGAGGACAUUCUCAAACCAGAUCGAGGACAUUCUCGUCAGCCUUCGUCUGACAGUGUUCAGUUUAUAUGUUGUGAUACAAACAGAAACCAGAUGGAAGACAUUCUCGUCAGCUUGGCUGAAAAGGGUUUUGGAGGAGUGUAUCUUUUACACGAGAAAGAUCAAUGCCAGUCUGAAAACGACACAAGAGGAGCAAGAGGAAAGCUUUCGCACAGCGGCUGAGAAAAUGAAGACGCUGAGGAGUCAUGCGCGAGAAAUAUUGGAGGAUUUGAGAGGUCAGCUCGAAGAAGAAACGACGUACAUGGCCGAUAAAAUAGGACAGUUCUUUCAACAGCCAGAAACAAAACGACAGAUGCAAGUAUGGACGGACGACGAAACUCCAUUUAAUGAUUUCUUUCGCAUCAAGGAUGUCAAUCCUCAAACCAUUCUGGAACGAAGAGACCUGGCCAUACUGAGAAGACUGUUUCACAUUCUCGAUUCGUGGGAAGGGUCUCGUGAGUUCAAAAGUCACAUCGAAGCCAAAAUGGACAGUCAGAUUAAGGAUAAACUCUAUCUUCUAGACGACGAGAUGAAAAAGAUAUCCAACGAAAUCAAGGACUCCGAUUCCCCCAAGUCAUCAAUUUCUUCCAAUCAGUCAACGCUUUCGUUUGAGGAAGAAGAUCUCACGGAAGAUAUUACAUCACAGUCUCUCAUGGUUGGUGUUUCCAAACGUCUUAGUACUUUCGUUCAGGGCGUUCAGACAUCUUCAUCCAGCACAAUUUCGAAAGCUGUCGUCGCUGGUGCAGUCCAGCCCAUGUUGAACUGGAUUUUAAAAUCAAAGGCUGACAGGCAGCUAAGGCGUGCAUCGUCUGUUAUCUCAAAUGCCUACAUGCAUGAAAGAGCCAACCUAAUCAUGAAAGGUCUGGUCGGUUCUAAAGAACUACUCGUGCGGUUAGUUAAACGGUACACAUACAAAGAACAUGACCAGCUGGAUUCAAUAGAGAAAAACAUUCCCAAAUUUGUCCAAGCAACCGACCGACUCAUUAGCAAUAUUCGGUUGAUGAGGGAACAAAACCAAGAAGACCAGCUUAUCGUUAAGGACAUGGCCGUGCAUCUAAAGCACCAGAUGGACCAGCUUCGAGGAUUUGACAAGAUGUUUCGUAAGGAGAUUGCUCCAGACGACAUUUCCCUGGUGUUUAAUGACAUAGAUCUGAAUACUUCAACCACCUCCGAUGUACCAAGUGUCCAGAGGCGUGAUGCCUUCAUUUGUCUAUGGUCAUUGUUACAGAAAGGCUCCCAAGAUCUUAGUACCCAUCAGAAACCUGUCAUGGUGAAGUUAUAUUUCCAGCCAUUAUCGGACACUGUCCUCUACAGAGAGCUUUCCAGAUUAAGAUCUCUCAAUCAUCCUUCUGUCUGCACAUUCAGUGGCAUGACGCGUGUAGAAAAUCGCAACGCCUUUGUGUUCGGUGACCAGCUGACGUCUGCUCGGAGGUACAUGAAGCGCGGAUCGGUCUCCAGGCGGGACGCCGUGCCCAGACUGUUGGAUGAACUCUUAGAAGGACUCGACCACAUCCACCAGGAGGAGCUCGUUCACAUGGAACUGACGCAAGACACGGUGAUGAUUAAUCAACAAGGCGAAGUGAAGUUGUGUGGAGCUUGCCUUCCGAGACAAGCAAAGUUUCCAAUGGAUACCGACGUCGUGGAGGCGGGAGAGUUCACGUGCCUCAGCCCGGAAGUCCUGCACGGAAGUACGUACGAAGCCGAGGCUGACAUCUACAGUUUGGGUUUAUUAAUCUGGCAGAUGCUACUACAAGAAAAUCCGUAUCAGCAUCAUAGGAGAACGCCUCUUUCUACGUUUAUUGACACGGUCAAUCCGUCAGAAAUGCUGAACAUCCCACGUAAGUCUGGCAUUCUGCAUCGUUUGCUGCAUGGCUGUCUGAUUCCGGAACCGAGUUCCCGGCUCAAAAUGGUGGACAUUCGGGACCAGCUGGCGUUGCUCAAGGAUAACCCCGUGAUGUCAGAAAUACGCAACUCCACCAGUCGUUCCAAGGUACUCAAACGGCAGAGUAGGCUCAAGGAGAGUUUUCUGUGAAGUUGGGCAGCGUGUCUGUGAUAGACUGUGAUUUAUUUACUACGGUUUGUAGACUAUCUUGAAUAGCACUGCGAUGUCAGAUUAAUUUAAGUUAGGUGAGGUUGUUUACCGCGAUAGACGUUCCUACAGCAUAAUUGGACACGUUAAUAGAAUAUUCUACCUUACUCUAUUCUUUAAAUUAGUGUAUUUCUGAAAUAAUUUUGGUUGAUCUCGUGGGUGUAUAUAUAGGCAAGUCUAACCUGAUAUAUGUGUGUAUGUGUUUGUUUAUGUGUGUGUGUGUAUAUAUAUAUAUAUAUA
Molecule: messenger RNA, 6557 nt
Organism: Gigantopelta aegis
Lineage: Eukaryota; Metazoa; Mollusca; Gastropoda; Neomphalida; Peltospiridae
Exons: 21
Coding region: 150-6260 (2036 amino acids)
Biological process (GO): protein phosphorylation
Molecular function (GO): protein kinase activity; ATP binding
Source: RefSeq, a predicted model, not a curated record